This is a messenger RNA of Naegleria gruberi, 1563 nucleotides long. RefSeq lists its product as uncharacterized. Gene Ontology annotation, biological process: cilium movement; outer dynein arm assembly. Gene Ontology annotation, molecular function: dynein heavy chain binding; dynein light chain binding. NCBI's taxonomy places the organism in Eukaryota, Heterolobosea, Eutetramitea, Acrasida, Naegleriidae. The transcript is spliced from 3 exons. Bases 1 to 1563 code for a protein of 520 amino acids. The record is from RefSeq and is a predicted model, not a curated record. Gene Ontology annotation, cellular component: outer dynein arm.
AUGGAUAUUGUAACAGUAUACAAAAAGCUGAGGAAACAAUUUGGUAGAUAUAGUGGUCAUUUUGUGGAUACUGAACCCGAAAUGAUCGUUGAUAUCAAACCAAGUGAGGAAUUUAAGCAAAAAUAUAUUAAUAGGGAACCCAGAAGUGUAGGAGCUCAAGCUGUUGCCGAAUUUUCUGAACACUUUACUAAUACGGAGACCCAUGAAACAAAAGAACAAGGAAUGAUGCACAAUGAAGGAGGUUGGCCAAAGGAUGUCGAUACAUCAAAAUUAUCAAGCAAGGAAAGAUACAUCAAGAAAAUUGAAAAUAAUAUUGAAGAUUUGAAUUCGUUCAUCUCUUUAAGAGAUAACGCUGAAUAUUACAUUCAACAAAAUAAUGCGAUCAAUAUAUUUGGUAGCUACUUUAAGGAAACUGUACAAGACUUUGGAAGUGAAAGAUCUAUGGUUAAAACUGUGUCGGUGUUCAAAGAUCCUUGCCAAGAUAAGAGAACAGCAACCAAAAUCUCUUGGCUUCCUAGUGAUGGUUCAAAGCUGGCAGUAGCUUAUGCCAACCUAGAUUUUCAAAGUUCAACAAAGAAAAUACCGACAAAUGCAUACGUUUGGGAUGUGAAUAAUGCCAAUGAACCAGACGUGACUUUACUUCCAUCAUCUCAUUUAACAUCUAUCAGAUAUAACCCUAAGGAAAACUCUACAGUGGCAGGAGGUUGCUACAAUGGUGUUGUUUGUAUAUUUGACACAAGAAAAGGAGGUGAGGAAGUUCUCAUUUCCGACCUUAAAACAAGUCACAGAGAUCCAAUUUAUGAUAUUCAAUGGCUUCAAAGUAAGAGUGCAACAUUCUUUAUUUCAACUUCAACUGAUGGUCAAGUACUAACUUGGGAUACAAGAAACCUUUCAAAUCCAGUCGAUUCUGAAACUCUUGAGCUUAGAAUUCCUGAUGAUAAAAAUGGUGAAUGCAAACUCCAAGGUUUAUUGGGAGGUGAAUCUAUUGAUUACGAUGUUUCUUACAGUCCAACCAAAUUUAUGAUUGGUACUGAACAAGGUGCUGUUUUGAGUUGUACGAGAAGAAAGAAUAAGGGUACGGCCAUUGAUAAAGUUUACUAUGGACAUCAUCAUCACCAUGGUCCAAUUUAUUCAAUUCAAAGAAAUCCAUUCCUUCAAAAAUACUUUAUGACUGUUGGUGAUUGGACACACUUGAUCAAACCAUUGUUGUCUCUAAGAUUGUCAGAUCAAGGACUUCACACUUUGAGUGUUUAUGGAAAAUAUAUUGCUGUUGGUGGAAGAGAUGGUUCAACUAGGCUUUUGGAAGUGAGUGAAGGAUUGAGAGGAGAAGAAAAACAACAAGUUUUGGAAGAAAAGGAAUUUAUUAACAAUAUGUUGGAAAGAGAAACUAAGAGAGAACGAGCACUUAUUGAUAAUAGAAAAGAAUCUGAACAAGCACAAAGAAGAAUUGAAGCAAAGAAGAAACAAAGAGAGCAAUCAUCAAAAACUUUCACACUGGUAAUUAACGAAAGUGAAUUGCAAGAAGAUGAGGACAUGUUUUUACAGGCCAUUAAGAAAAAGUAA